AUGUGUCAUGGUAUCUGUCAUUUACCUCCCAUCAGUGUUUCUAGCAUAGGGGAAAUAAGGGUUUAUGAAUGGCCAAGUUUUAUCAACUUCCAACUAUCCAAAAUAACAUUACAAGGAGAGGAUGAGAGAAAAGAACAGGUAAGGAGAGGCAAAGAGGGGAGUUCAGAGGAGAAGACAGAGCAGACAAGGAGAGAGAAGUCCAGAGGAGACAGAGCAGACAAGGAGAGAGAAGUCCAGAGGAGACAGAGCAGACAAGGAGAGAGAAGUCCAGAGGAGACAGAGCAGACAAGGAGAGAGAAGUCCAGAGGAGACAGAGCAGACAAGGAGAGAGAAGUCCAGAGAAGACAGAGCAGACAAGGAGAGAGAAGUCCACAGGAGACAGAGCAGACAAGGAGAGAGAAGUCCAGAGGAGACAGAGGAGACAGAGCAGACAGAGCAGACAAGGAGAGAGAAGUCCAGAGGAGACAGAGCAGACAAGGAGAGAGAAGUCCAGAGGAGACAGAGCAGACAAGGAGAGAGAAGUCCAGAGGAGACAGAGCAGACAAGGAGAGAGAAGUCCAGAGGAGACAGAGCAGACAAGGAGAGAGAAGUCCAGAGGAGACAGAGCAGACAAGGAGAGAGAAGUCCAGAGAAGACAGAGCAGACAAGGAGAGAGAAGUCCAGAGGAGACAGAGCAGACAAGGAGAGAGAAGUCCAGAGAAGACAGAGCAGACAAGGAGAGAGAAGUCCAGAGAAGACAGAGCAGACAAGGAGAGAGAAGUCCAGAGAAGACAGAGCAGACAAGGAGAGAGAAGUCCAGAGAAGACAGAGCAGACAAGGAGAGAGAAGUCCAGAGGAGACAGAGCAGACAAGGAGAGAGGAGACAGAGCAGACAAGGAGAGAGAAGUCCAGAAGAGAAGAGAGGAAAAAUGA
This is a messenger RNA of Knipowitschia caucasica, 912 nucleotides long. The record is from the annotation of a GenBank genome assembly. Lineage: Eukaryota; Metazoa; Chordata; Actinopteri; Gobiiformes; Gobiidae.